CCCGUUAGAAAAUGUACCAUGCGCGUACACUUGAAGUCUACCAUUUUCCUUGAUCAACUGUUCUUUGUAAAACUCCUCUCACCAUGGCUAACUCUCUAGAACAGCUCAAGAAGUUCACUGUUGUUGUAGCAGAUACAGGGGAUAUAAAAUCUAUCGAUAAAUUCAAGCCAACUGAUUGUACCACGAAUCCUUCCCUUAUCUUCGCUGCAGCUCAAAUGUCUGAGUACUCAAAUCUUUUGGAAGAGGCGAUACAAUAUGGCAAAUGUAACGGAAGAACUCUUGAAGAGCAAAUAUCUGCUGCUAGUGACAAACUGUUUGUGUUGUUUGGGCUGAAGCUGUUGGAGAUGGUGCCUGGUGUUGUUUCUACUGAGGUGGAUGCCAGAUUGUCAUUUGAUGUUGAGGCAUCUGUUGCAAAAGCACUGAAGUUCAUAGAGUUGUAUAAAGAGGCUGGCAUUAGUAAGGAGCGUGUGUUGAUCAAGCUCAGCUCUACCUGGGAAGGCAUCCAGGCAGCAAGAAUUCUUGAAAGAGAUCAUGGAAUCCACUGCAACCUGACUCUACUAUUUGCAUUUGUUCAGGCUGUGGCAUGUGCAGAAGCUGGAGUCACUCUGAUCUCCCCAUUUGUUGGACGUAUCUAUGACUGGUAUGUGGCUAAGACUGGACAGAAGGAAUAUGAGCCCCAUGAAGACCCAGGUGUCAAGAGUGUGACAGCUAUAUAUAACUACUAUAAGAAGUUUGGGUACAAGACUGUGGUGAUGGGAGCCUCAUUCAGAAAUGUUGGCCAGAUAACUGGUUUAACCGGUUGUGACAAGCUAACAAUCAGCCCAUCUCUGCUGGAGAAGCUCCAGAACUCCAAUGAAGCAAUCACACAGAAGCUCUCUUCAGAGGAAGCUGGAAAGCUAGAUAUUGAAAAAGUGGAAGUUGAUGAAAAGAGCUUCCGAUGGCUUUUGAAUGAGGAUGCAAUGGCCACCGAGAAGCUAGCAGAGGGAAUUCGCAAGUUUGCUGUGGAUGCUGUGAAACUUGAAGGUCUUCUCAAAGAAAAAAUGCAGAAUGCAUAGAUUUCCUCUACUGAAGGUUUAAGACCACCUCAUACGCAAUGCACUGAUUGGCUAUAACUGAUGACAACUCAUAUUUGCUGAUUUUUUUCUAUACUAAAAAAAUAAAUGUUGCAUACCAGGAUAAUGGUGAUGCAUGUAUAUACCUCUGAUGACACUGAUUAAAUUUGUUUUCAUAUA
This is a messenger RNA of Nematostella vectensis (starlet sea anemone), 1232 nucleotides long. Its product is annotated as transaldolase. NCBI's taxonomy places the organism in Eukaryota, Metazoa, Cnidaria, Anthozoa, Actiniaria, Edwardsiidae. The transcript is spliced from 10 exons. The coding region runs from base 84 to 1055 and encodes 323 amino acids. Gene Ontology annotation, molecular function: transaldolase activity. Gene Ontology annotation, biological process: carbohydrate metabolic process; pentose-phosphate shunt; pentose-phosphate shunt, non-oxidative branch. The record is from RefSeq and is a predicted model, not a curated record. Gene Ontology annotation, cellular component: intracellular anatomical structure; cytoplasm.